Molecule: messenger RNA, 1224 nt
Organism: Paraglomus occultum
Lineage: Eukaryota; Fungi; Glomeromycota; Glomeromycetes; Paraglomerales; Paraglomeraceae
Source: the annotation of a GenBank genome assembly
AUGCCACUAUUUAGGAACGAACACAGCAAGCCUUCAAAACUGAAGCAUAAAUUCAAACCGCGAAUUCCAAAUUUGAAGUCACUUUACAACAAAGCAUUCGGUCGUCAAACAUGUGUGCCUACACCUCGUCCCGCUUCAGAAUGCUAUCAAUCUACCGCUCGAUUAAUAGCAAGUUCCAACCCACCACCACCAUUACCUUCUGACAUUCUUUAUUAUAUAUUCUCAAUGAUGGUAGAAAAGAAUCUAAAGACGCUCAAUACUUGUAUAUUGGUAAAUAAAUCAUGGUGCGAACAUGCUUUACCUAUAUUCUGGAGAGAGCCGUUUAGAGGAGGAGAACCGAUCUGCGUAUCUGUAGUUGACAAUUACAUUGGAUGUUUGUCUGACGAAGAAAGGGAAGUGUUAGAAGAAUGUGGAAUACGGUUGAGGACCUACAAGGGACGUUCAUCAUGUAUUAAUUAUGCGCAAUAUUUGAGAUACUUGAGUAUGGCUGACUUGUAUACUGUCGUGCGAGCUUGGACAGAUCGAACGCAAAUUAGAAGAUCUCGUAGACACAGCCGCAAUACGUAUUCCACGUACACACUUGCUCUUAAUCUCGGCCAAAUGUUAUGCAAACUCUUUCUAAGCGAUCGAGCAAACAUUUUAUCGCUCUCCCUUGAUUGGGGCCGUGGAUAUCCAUCUUGGCUAUAUGCUGGCGGAUUAACGCCCAACCUCACGCAUCUCCGUAGACUUUCCAUACACCACAUUAAUGAGUGGUCAAUAUUCUCGCACUUGGCCAAUUAUGCAGUAAAUAUCCAAGAUCUUGAAAUUCUUGAUUAUUCAUUAUCAUCUCCUGCACUACAUAGUGAAGAAGUUAGCCUCGCCAAGUUCAUUGAAUGCCAAAAUAGAUUGACUAAAUUCAAAUUGUUUGGAUAUGGGACACAUCCGACAAUGAUUCCGUGGUCAUUGAGGAGUCAGGCAAAGACGUUGAAGUCGGUGGAGAUUAUUCAUAUAAAUUUUCUUUCCGAUGAAAAGAAAGGGCCGUCGUUGGAAGGGUUGGUUGAUUGUGUGUGUUUGGAAGAGUUGUGCAUACGGUUCUGCACGGAUGCCAAGAGAGAUCACUUGUUACCCUUGCACGGUGCAACAUUUCCUUAUUUGAAGAAACUGCACUUUGUUGAGUGCACUACUGUUGCAUGGGAAGAGUUGAUGAUAUCAUUAAUUAUAACAAAUGCGAGUACUUUAGAAGAA